ACCCUUGUUCUCAAUGCGUCAAAAGGAUAAUAAGCCGGAAUCCCGGCACUGGGCGCUUAACUAUAUCUGACGUUAAAGUUGGAGGCAGAGGAUGUCAAUCGGGAAGAGGUUUUCAACGUUAGUUCGUUCAACCUUCCGAGAAGCAACAAUCGCAGUUCUGAAAGGAUAUCCCGAGUCGGACUUUCACCCUUAUGGCAUAUGCCCUAACAGUUAUAUUUGAAUCCGGGUAUCGAUCCGCUUGUUCUUGCAAUCGAUCCACAACAGAACGAAUGGCUUCAUCAGACAAAACAGAACAACCGACGGCCGCCGAUUCGCCGGAUGAGAACAAAUCGGAGACGCCGGUCGUGGAUAAUGCAGCAGCAGCAGCGAGUAACGACAACACAUCAGAGGAGAAAUCUCAGCCCGGUACAGGAUCUGGAACUCUGAACGAAGCUAGUACCCCUGGCGGCGAGGCAGCUGGAUGUAAUGCUGGACAACAGCUUGCGGCCGAUUCUGAUUCAGAGGAGGAGGAGGAGGAGGAGGAAUGGGACAUGUCGCGCAUGGGAUUCAGAGGACCCAUUGGAAUCCCUAUGACUGGCGGUGGAGGCCUCAAACGACCCAUGCAGAAACCCCGACCUAAGCCCUCUACUUAGAUCGCCAAAUCAUUUUUGUGUACGACCCGAUGGUGGAAGGAAUCUAAUAUGAAAUCUCGAUAAGGCGUGAGCAUUGACCAAUGUUAUGGUGCAACAAGGAGAGAGGGAUAAAGAGUAUGGAUUGACAUUUCCGGCAGUUGGGUUGUCCGUGUGCGCAAAACACCGGGACUCGGUGUUACUUUGAGCGAAAAGAAGCCAAGAGAUUUAACGCGGGACCCGAUACAAAC
This is a messenger RNA of Guyanagaster necrorhizus, 859 nucleotides long. RefSeq lists its product as uncharacterized. Bases 192 to 632 code for a protein of 146 amino acids. Lineage: Eukaryota; Fungi; Basidiomycota; Agaricomycetes; Agaricales; Physalacriaceae. The transcript is spliced from 3 exons. The record is from RefSeq and is a predicted model, not a curated record.